This is a messenger RNA of Aedes albopictus (Asian tiger mosquito), 3485 nucleotides long. Its product is annotated as tRNA (34-2'-O)-methyltransferase regulator WDR6. The record is from RefSeq and is a predicted model, not a curated record. The transcript has 4 exons. Gene Ontology annotation, cellular component: cytoplasm. The coding region runs from base 210 to 3359 and encodes 1049 amino acids. NCBI's taxonomy places the organism in Eukaryota, Metazoa, Arthropoda, Insecta, Diptera, Culicidae. Gene Ontology annotation, biological process: tRNA methylation. Gene Ontology annotation, molecular function: protein binding.
CUGUAUUUAGCUGCGAGUAGAAUUUUAUCAGAGUGCAUUCUUUAUGCUGUCAGUUACAGUGUUUUGACUACUGUUUUUGUUUUCCUUUUAUUUACCAACAGCACUUGCAAAACGCGUGUUUUGUUUUUGCCGGCCGUAACAAAAGUUUGCACGUUUCUUAUUUAUUUACACGGACUUUUAUCGAAUGCUUCUUGUAAAAAUACCACAAAAUGCAAGUUCAAACAGAUGCUACUUGCUUACGGGUGCUUACCAGUGAGAAACUGCUUUUGGCCAUCGGAAAUCAGCUGUUCCUGUUACGCCUGACGUCGGACGGUCGGACCGAGCGCCUGCCGGCGCGUUGCCUGCCGCGCUUGGUCGAUAAAAUCCAUGGCAUCGAUUGGAGAAGGCACGUGUCCGGGUCCGAGGACGCCUGGCUCAUAGUACUUCACGCGGGUCGCGAGGCAUAUUCGGUCGUUCUCGGAGACGAUAACACGUUUUCCGAGCCAUGUCCAAUCCACCUGUUCAACCAUCGGGAGGAUUUGUUGUACUGCCCGAAAGAAAUGGCACUCCUGACACACGCCCGCCGACGCCUAAAUGAUUGGAUCAGCACGAUGAAAUUGCUCGGGAAGGACGAGGCCUGUUUGAUAACGGGGCACGGUGUGGCCGUCCGCUUUCAACAAGAUUACAUGGGCAACUGGUCUGCUUCCGAGACGUGUGCCUGUGAGGACGGAUCGACGCUAUACUGUUCGCAAAUCGUUGGGACGUGCUGGGAGGACGCGUUGUGUUUCAGCGGAACGGCCUUGGGACUGCUGGUCAUUUGGAGGCCAAGUGGGACUGAAAAGGGUCAGAUCCUGUACAGCGCUUCGGCACACAACGGGGUAAUUUUCUCGAUUGAGUGCGAUUUGCAGAGAGGCUUUCUGACGACCACCUCCGAUGAUAGGUCAGUGAAGUUCUGGAAGAUGCUGGAAGGUGAUUCCGGAAUGGAACUGAAAGAGCUGAGCUAUUGCUUCGGUCACACAGCUAGGGUGUUCCAGAGUCGAAUCAUUAGAGCAAAUGACGUCAAUUGGGUCGUGUCCAUAGGGGAAGAUUCGAAUCUGUGCCUGUGGGAUGAAUUAGGAAAUUGCAUCCACAAGCAAAGGAUGGAAGAUGGGGCUACCUUGUGGAACUUGGAUUACGACGAGGCCACGAUGACCGUGUUUGUGUGCGCUAGUAAUGGAAAUGUGUCGAAACUCGGGAUCAGGAGGUUUUUAGAACGGAAUCAAGAUCUUCAGGAGGUCCAAGACGUAACGCCAGAUUUGAUGGAUGAACACCCCGCGAAGGUGAAGUUCUGUCAAGACGAAUCAAUCGUUGCAGUAACGAAUCGAAACCAAAUACUUCUGAUACGAGAUCUAGGAAGUCCGGUAAUGCUUGACCGCCUUGAGUUCAAAUGUAGCAUCCUAGAAGUGUCUAGUAAUCGAGUUUUCGUUGCGGGGAAUCGAUGGCUCAACAUCUACGCCCUAGAGGAAUCCAACGGCUCCCCACCAAAGGCUCAAAAGUUGUCCAAUUUCGGAGAUACGUCUUCUAGCAGUUAUCUGAUCAACCACAUUGAAUUGGACUUCAACCAUCCUGACUUCGUUCAGGAAGAAGACAGCAUACAGUUUAGCAUAGUUCGAUCGUUGCACAUCUGCAACACCAGCACCGAUCUAGUGAUUUGCGACAAUAACGGACGAUGUUUGAUCUACGAUCAAAACGUUGACACGCUCAAGUCCUGCCAUCGUAUCCCCAAGUCCAGCGAACGAUGGCUAACAUGUGCAUUCCACUUAGCCCCGACACACCUUCUUCUAGCGGACCGCAACGGAAACCUGUACCUAUUCGACACCCACCAGGUAGAUCCCAUCUUCAAACUACCAUUCCUACACGGGAAGCUCGGCAUUACGCACAUACGUCUCGAAGAAGAAACCCCGCAGGGAUUCUUCCUUUUAACAACCGGCCACGAUGGCCACAUCAAAUCAAUCUUCCUGGAUCGGACCGAACGCCGCCUGCAGCUGUACGAGGGGCGGAAAACGAUCAUCAGUUGGAUUGAAAGGCUCAUUACUACGACGAAGACGGAGGCGACCCGGGGCCUGCUGGUAGCAGGGUUCAAUGAUUCGCAUUUCACUGUAACGCGGGAGGACCAGCAGGGUGUGCUGCUCGAGGUGGACUGUGGCGGAGGCCAUCGUUAUUGGGACUUCCUGUUUUCCGAUGGCAGCAGUUGCCGCUUCGUGUUCAUCCAGCAUAAACGGCUCAAGCUCGUCACGUUGAACAAUUUCCUUAAAGACGAGGAAUCGACCAGCUUGCUAAAAGUGCCACGGCUUUGCUGGCACACGAAAGCAUGUAAUGUAGUGAAAGUGCUUAGGCAUAGUGGAACGGUGCUCUUCGUUUCCGGCGGAGAGGAUAACGUGCUUCGGAUAAACAGAUUUUGUUCGGAAAUUGGUGCUUUACUGGAACAACCUCGGAAGCACCUGGACUGCCACAUCUCCAGUAUCAAAACCAUCCAGCUUAUCGAUCACCCAUCGGACUCGAACAAAGUGCUGGUUCUUUCCGCAGGAGGUCGUGCUCAGUUAUGCAUCACAUCUCUGGAUCCGGCACAUCCAAACCGAACCAAGCAGGAACUUUCUUACAUGCUCCAUUCCAGCGACAGUGAUCGGUCGCGGUGGCGAACAAACCGAACGGCAUCAUUCGACCCGGAAACCAGAUUUAUGUGUGCGGUUCAGAUUGAGUCGGACCUCUUCAUCGGUUGUUCCGAUGGGUUCCUGAGACAGUUCGCAGUAUCACGAGAACCAAAUAACUGCACAGUCCAGUUGCUCCGGGAAAUACACUAUGGAAGGUGCAUUCUGCACAUGACGAAAUUAACAUUGGAAACUUCAAAAAAUAUUCUUCUGACGAUGGCUACCGAUGGUAACGUUUGUUUCUGGAAUCCUUCUGAUCCGAGCGAGCCUUUCUACAAACUAAAACAUCACGAUAGCGGUAUCAAUGGGUUCGAUCUGAUGCCACUCGCCAACGCCGGAGGACACUUUCUAAUCGGUACCGGUGGAGACGAUCAGAGGGUAAUUGUUACGAGAUUUCAAAUCUCCGCUCUUGGCAACGGUACGAUUUCGUUCUUCCGGCAGUGUACCGUGAUAGGUGCCGAUCUGCACGUAGGACAGGUUACGGGUGUGAAGUUCGCUGGGGAUAGUGCACUGUGGAGUGCUGGAGUGGAUCAACGCGUCAUGCUGACGGAUUUCGCCGGAUGGAAGAAGAUGGUCGUGCAGAAGCAAUUCAAGACGUGCGUUGCAGACGUCAAGGGACUAGAGUUGAUGCCGGAAACGCGCAGUCUGUUCGUGUAUGGAUGUGGGUUCGAGUUUAUUGACCUGAAUGAGUAAGUUUUUGUUUUGUUUUUUAACCUUUAUUGUUUUCAAAAGUUACAAUUUGAAUGGACUUAUUUAUGUUAUACUGUAUAUUCAAUUCAUGUUUAUAGCGCAUUUUAUUGAAAUAGAACAUUGAACCUA